CGCAGGCGUAGCGUGUACGCGAGCAGCUGCGGGAAGCCGAGGCUGUUCGCGGGUUUCCGCGUAGGUCUGGACCGCGGAGCCGGAUCUCUGCGACGCGGGCGUGAUGUCAGACAACGAGGACAAUUUUGAUGGCGACGACUUUGAUGACGUGGAGGAGGAUGAAGGACUAGAUGACUUGGAGAACGCUGAGGAGGAGGGCCAGGAGAAUGUCGAGAUCCUCCCCUCCGGAGAGCGACCGCAGGCCAACCAGAAGCGCAUCACCACGCCGUACAUGACCAAGUACGAGCGAGCCCGUGUGCUGGGCACCCGCGCCCUGCAGAUCGCGAUGUGCGCCCCUGUGAUGGUGGAGCUGGAGGGGGAGACGGAUCCCUUGCUCAUCGCCAUGAAAGAGCUCAAGGCCCGAAAGAUCCCCAUCAUCAUUCGGCGCUACCUGCCAGAUGGGAGCUAUGAAGACUGGGGGGUAGACGAGCUCAUCAUCACCGACUGAGCUGGAAUCAGCUCCCCAACUGUGCCUCGUCCCCAGCUUCUAGUCUCACGUUCUUUAUACAUGUAAAUAAUAAACUAUUCGACCUUUCC
Pteronotus mesoamericanus is the source of this 576-nucleotide messenger RNA. It is a transcript of the gene POLR2F, whose product is annotated as RNA polymerase II, I and III subunit F. Gene Ontology annotation, biological process: transcription by RNA polymerase I; transcription by RNA polymerase II; tRNA transcription by RNA polymerase III. Lineage: Eukaryota; Metazoa; Chordata; Mammalia; Chiroptera; Mormoopidae. Gene Ontology annotation, cellular component: RNA polymerase I complex; RNA polymerase III complex; RNA polymerase II, core complex. The transcript has 5 exons. The record is from RefSeq and is a predicted model, not a curated record. Gene Ontology annotation, molecular function: DNA binding. The coding region runs from base 104 to 487 and encodes 127 amino acids.